Molecule: messenger RNA, 1422 nt
Organism: Encephalitozoon romaleae SJ-2008
Lineage: Eukaryota; Fungi; Microsporidia; Unikaryonidae
Exons: 1
Coding region: 1-1422 (473 amino acids)
Source: RefSeq, a predicted model, not a curated record
AUGAAUACACAAAAGGAUAUCACCGACUAUAUUCAAAACAUUGAAAAGAAACUCGGCGAGAUUGUGUCCUCAGAGGCCAGUAAAAAGCUUUUAAGUGCAGAGGAGUGGUUUAGAGAGAGGAAAAUUAAAACUGACCAAAGGAAUGUUGACGGUCAAUUUUCGAAAGUUAUAAAAAGCAUUAGAAAUCUUAUGAAAGAGGCUAAAGAGCUUCUUGAAUCGAUAAGAAAUGGCGAAUUCUCAUUAUAUAGAAAAGAUAUUUUUAAUAAGUAUAAUAAAGAAAUCAAAAAGGUAAAAAAUGCGCUAGAAACAUAUAAAGAUAAUAUUUGCUCAUAUAGAGACUCAAAACACUACUGCCAAGGAAAAACAAAGGUAGGUGUUUCAUGCGUCGAUCAAAGGAAACAAAUUGCCUCCACUUGUUUGUCUGUAGCUGUAGAUCUUGAAAAUACCUUUGUAAAACCUGAUCCUGAUACUGAUAUCAGCACCACUCAAACAGACGUUUACGAGUUUUUAGUUCAGAAGUAUCUAUUAAGUAACCCAAAAAGUACGGAAUCACAGCAUAACUCUUCUCUAAGUAAAACUGAACCCACAUACUGUAUAUCCGAAGGAAGCAUCGAAUCUCCUCCCUUAAAGAGGAAAAAAUCAGCGAGCUGUAUCUCCGAAAAAAUAGGCAAUCCUGGAAUAUUGAAGGUGACGGAAUCUCCUGGUAUAGUAAAUGGUGCUACUAAUUUUAAAGUCUUCAAGAAAGACUAUUUUCUUCUACUUUUCUGCAUUAUAUCUUUAGGAUUAAUGGCAUUUCUAGGUAUUACUAAAAAGGUUGAAGCAUCUGAAAAGAUAUUAGGGAUUGCAAAAAAGGUAGCAUAUACUAUCUCGAUUCUUGGGCCGAUUCUACAUGGAAGAUGGAUACUAACAAAUGAAGAUUAUAAUAGAGGAAUAGUUGAAGUAUUAAGUAAAAACUGGAAUGUAAUUGGAUCCAUGUUUCCCAUGCUUCUUGUGCUUAAGAAGGAUAGUCUAAGAAAAACAUUUGAGGGAAAAGCAUCUGUAGAAAGCUAUGGAGCAAUGGUGGGUAUGAGCGUAAUCAUGAUGUGUAGCCAAACCUUCUCAAAAAGAGAUAGGAAGAUACAUGGGAGACAAAUGAAUGUAUUUGUAAUCGGAAAUAUAUUGAUGGGAAUGGCAUAUGUGAACAAUUUCAUUGCACUCUCUGCUAGAAGUGGACAUAAUCUUGUUCUUUUUGGACAUAUCAUAUUUGGACUUAUUCUAUGUUUCAUGAUUAUUAUAGAGGGAGGAGACAGAAUGGAAGAUACUAAAAGCAAAGGAAUGGAGUGGACAGUUAUAUUUCAAUGGAUUAUGAGCUGGAUAUUUGUUAUUUUUGGGUUUCAAAAUCUCGAAUCAUGCUAUUUUCACUAUACUAAGAAUACAAUAUAA